AUCCUUCAAAUUUUCAUAACGUCUCAACAAUGUCUGGAAAAAGAUUGGAUGGCAAAAUCGUAAUUAUUACUGGCGGAGCAAGCGGGAUUGGGGCUGAGUCCGUUCGAUUAUUUACCGAACACGGCGCUCGAGUCGUGAUCGUUGAUGUACAGGAUGAGCUCGGUCAAAACGUUGCAGUUUCGAUCGGUGAAGACAAAGCGAGUUACUAUCAUUGCGAUGUCACGAACGAGACGGAAGUUGAAAACGCCGUUAAGUUCACCGUCGAAAAAUAUGGGAAGCUUGACGUUCUGUUUAGUAACGCCGGCGUAAUAGAGCCGUUUGUGAGCAUCCUCGACUUAAACCUCAACGAGUUAGACCGAACGAUCGCCAUUAACCUCCGCGGCACAGCCGCAUUCAUCAAGCAUGCUGCACGUGCCAUGGUGGAGAAAGGCAUCCGCGGCUCCAUCGUUUGCACCACUAGCGUCGCGGCUGAGAUCGCUGGCACGGCACCACACGGGUACACGACGUCGAAGCAUGGGCUGUUGGGUUUGAUCAAAUCGGCUUCUGGUGGAUUAGGAAAAUAUGGUAUAAGAGUAAACGGCGUUGCUCCAUUUGGUGUCGCAACACCGUUAGUUUGUAAUGGUUUCAAGAUGGAACCAAACGUGGUGGAGCAGAACACGUCAGCUUCGGCGAAUCUAAAGGGCAUUGUAUUGAAAGCUCGUCACGUGGCAGAAGCUGCUCUGUUUUUAGCGUCCGAUGAGUCGGCUUACGUUAGCGGACAGAACCUGGCUGUUGACGGUGGUUACUCGGUGGUGAAGCCGUAGCUAUAACAACUUGGCCACAAAGAUCCCAUGAUGGAAUAUUGGAAUUUUGUUUUUUUGGUCAAAAGUUGACUUGACUUAAUUGUUGUAGAGGCAUGGGGAUUGAGAAGUUUCUGAGGUUGCAAAUUUCCUUGAAAUGUGGAUGUUGUAUUUUUAUAUGGUAACAUUCAUUAUCCAACAUAUUGCACAUCUCGAGGAUAAUUUAUUUAAACAAAUACUACAAGCUUAUUUGAUAAAUCGUCUUUCUAGUCUCUCUAUUUUGACUAUGGGUUUUGAAUUUUGAUAUUUCAGUGAAGAAUCC
Messenger RNA from Arabidopsis thaliana (thale cress), 1101 nucleotides. RefSeq names its product NAD(P)-binding Rossmann-fold superfamily protein (gene SDR5). The transcript has 3 exons. Bases 30 to 803 code for a protein of 257 amino acids. Lineage: Eukaryota; Viridiplantae; Streptophyta; Magnoliopsida; Brassicales; Brassicaceae. The record is from RefSeq and is marked reviewed.